Acomys russatus (golden spiny mouse) is the source of this 3210-nucleotide messenger RNA. It is a transcript of the gene Cast, whose product is annotated as calpastatin. The record is from RefSeq and is a predicted model, not a curated record. Lineage: Eukaryota; Metazoa; Chordata; Mammalia; Rodentia; Muridae. Gene Ontology annotation, cellular component: cytoplasm. Gene Ontology annotation, molecular function: calcium-dependent cysteine-type endopeptidase inhibitor activity. The coding region runs from base 66 to 2390 and encodes 774 amino acids. The transcript has 30 exons.
GCGGCGAGGGGGAGCUGGGCGCGGGCUGGGUCGGAAAAGCUGCCUCACUGCGCGGCCCUGCCCCUAUGGUCCCGAGCUCUGGCCGGGGCGUCCGGCACGAUCUCGCUGCGCCUUCCCGGGAGGCUGCGUCGGCAACGGCUUCAGCAAAAAUGUCCCAGCCCGGCCCACAGCCUGCAGCUUCUCCCAGGCCCCGGCGAGGCGCUGCGGCUAGCCACACCCAGGAGCAUGUUAAUGAAAAGAAUACUGGAUCAUCUUCCAGACCAGGAGAAAAGAAGGGAUCUGAUGAGAAAAAAGCAGCACAUGUGGGAAGCAGUCAGCCUUCGAGAGCCUAUGCUGGUGGAACAGCCACAGCUACCAAGGUGACAGCUCCCUCUGCCGCCACCAGCAAGUCUCCCAGCAUGAGUACCACAGGAGCUAAGGCUGUUCCAGUCAGCAAACAGAUGGAAGGACCACGUCCCCCUGACAGGAAAAGGCACAGAAAACAGGCUGUGAAAACAGAGUCUGAGAAGUCACAAUCAAGUGAGCAGUCUGUGGUUCAUGAGAAAAAGUCUGCAGAAAGAAAGCUAAAGGAAGGCUCAGAGCCUAUAACCCUUCCCAAGCAUGCAUCAGAUACAAGAAGUAAGCAUGCUCAUAAGGAAAAAGCAGUUUCCAGAUCAGAUGAGCAGAUGGUGUCAGAGAAGAAGGCAGAACCAAAGUCAGGCGCGGAUACUGCUUUGGAUGACCUGAUCGAUACUUUAGGCAAACCUGAAGAUACUGUCAAAGAUGUUCCUCCAUAUACUGGACCAGUAGUUUUGGACCCAAUGGAUUCUACCUACAUUGAAGCUUUAGGUAUAAAAGAAGGGACUAUUCCUCCAGAGUACAGGAAACUUCUGGAAGAAAAAGAAGGGAUCCCCAGACCUCCUCCAGAAUCCCCCAAACCCAUGGGGCCUGAUCAUGCUAUAGACGCCUUGUCAUCUGACUUCACCUGUAGUUCUCCCACUGGAAAGCAAACUGAGAAAGAGAAAUCGACAGGGGACGUUUGCAAAGCUCAGUCUGCAGGAGUGACCAGAAGUGCUGCUGUACCUCCCCAUGAGAAGAAAAGGAAGGUUGAAGAGGGGGUCAUGAAUGAUCAAGCCUUGCAAGCUCUGUCAGAUUCACUGGGCACCAGGCAGCCAGAUCCUGAGAGCCACCUUAGCCCAGCUGAACAAGUCAAAGAGGCAAAAGCAAAAGAAGAAAGGCAGGAGAAAUGUGGUGAAGAUGAUGACACGGUCCCCUCUGAGUACAGGUUAAAGCCAGCUACGGAUAAAGAUGGAAAACCACUAUUGCCAGAGCCCGAAGAAAAGUCUAAGGGCCUGAGUGAGUUAGAGCUAAUUGGGGCACUUUCAGAAGAUUUUGGCCGAUCUACAUAUCAAGACAAACCAUCUCUGCCAGCUGAGAAAAUAGAAAAAUCUGAGGACGCAUCUCCAACUCCUGCAGCUGAGGCUGUGACUCGGGCCUCCAUGUGCAGUAUACAGUCGGCACCACCCAAAGCAGCAUCCUUGACGGGCACAGUGCCAGAUGAUGCUGUAGAAGCCUUGGCAGGAAGCCUGGGGAAAAGGGAAGCAGAUCCCGAAGAUGAAAAACCUGUGGUGGAUAAAGUCAAGGAGAAAGCUAAAGAAGAAGACCAUGAGAAACUUGGUGAAAAAGAAGAAACAAUUCCUCCUGAUUAUAGACUAGAGGAGGUCAAGGAUAAGGAUGGAAAACCACUCCUGCCAAAACAGCCCAAGGAACAACUUCCAUCCUUGAGUGAUGACUUCCUUCUUGAUGCACUGUCUCAGGAUUUCUCCAGUCCUGCAAACAUACCGUCUCUUGAAUUUGAAGAUGCCAAGCUUUCUGCUGCCAUCUCUGAAGUAGUUUCCCGGACGCCUGCUCCUAGCACCCACGCAGCAGCCCCACCGCCUGACCCUGAGGGAGACAAAGACCUCAAUGAAGCUGUGGAUGAACUUGCUGACAGUCUUGGGGAAAGACAGCCUGACCCAAACGAGAACAAGCCUCUGGAUGAUAAAGUGAAGGAAAAAAUCAAAGCAGAACAUAGGGAGAAACUGGGAGAAAGAGAUGACACAAUCCCACCUGAAUACAGGCAUCUCCUGGACAAGGAUGGACAGGUAAUUUGCCUUGUUUUUAAGGGCAAACCAGAGAAAUCACUGACAAAGAAAUCAAAGAAGCCUGAUCAGGACCAGGACCCCAUUGAUGCCCUCUCAGAAGAUUUGGAUAGCUGCCCCUCAACUACAGAGACCUCACAGAGGACAGCAAAGGAGAAGAGCAAGAAGACUUCAAGUUCCAAAGCACCAAAGAAGGGAGGGAAAACAAAGGAUUCCUCCAAGAAGGGAGAGGAGGUGCCCAAGCCAAAGGCUGAUGGAAAUGCAAGCUAAAGUUUACACAUUUGGGUAUCUGAACAGAAGUUCCUCAGUUGGUGGGUGGUGAUUUUCGACGAACAAAGGGUUUGGUGACACUUUUUCUGGGUAUCUUCAAGACAGUGGUAUCUGUUGUGUCUUUUGACAUCUUAAACAUUGGUUUACUAAUCUUUUCCAGAAAGAAAAUGAAUUUGUUUGGUUCACUCGUGUUCUGUAUUGAGUAUUGAUAAAUUUCAAAGAUUUUUAAUUUCCUUUAGGUGGGAAAAGGAAGCUUUAUAUUUGUAAGAAAUGUAUUUGAUAGUUUGUUAAAACACCAAAAACUGAGGGCUGGAGAGAUGGCUCAGAGGUUAAGAGCGCUCUCUGCCUGCUCUUCCAAAGGUCCUGAGUUCAAUUGCCAGAAACCACAAGGUGGCUCAUAACCGUCUACAAUGAGAUCUGGUGCCCUCUUCUGGCAUGCAGUUGUAUAUGCAGGCAAACAUUGUAUACAUAAUAAAUAAACUUUUAAAAAAGAAAACGCCAAAAAUCAGGAACCCUUUGCAGAUUUUUGCACAUUAUACACACAGUGCCUGUAAAUCUCAUUAGUAUUUUUGGUUUGCAUUUUAUUUUUUAGCAUUUGAAAAAUAAUGCUGUCAUUUUUUGUCAGUAUUCUGAUUCCUUAUUACCUCUUUUACUCUUGAGCUUUUGAACUGUAUUUAAUGUAUCCUUGGGUUAAUGUUGAUAAUUCAAAUAUAAAAUAUUGUACAUUGGGCGCAUGACUCCUUUGAGGCUUCUUAUAAUAAAUUAAUGAUAGAUAACAUAGAUAAACACUGGGAGCAGCUGUCUCCUUUCCUGCCAUAAU